Molecule: messenger RNA, 3014 nt
Organism: Prionailurus viverrinus (fishing cat)
Lineage: Eukaryota; Metazoa; Chordata; Mammalia; Carnivora; Felidae
Gene: SLC25A42
Product: solute carrier family 25 member 42
Exons: 8
Coding region: 111-1067 (318 amino acids)
Biological process (GO): transmembrane transport
Source: RefSeq, a predicted model, not a curated record
GGGUGCGCGAGGCGGGGCCGUGGUGGCCGGAGGCGGCGGCGGCGGCGGCGGUGGUGAAGGCGACGCGUCCCAGACGGACCAAGUCUCCUGCUGCCUGGAGCUGGCCUGGAAUGGGUAAUGGUGUGAAGGAAAGUGCGGUGCGUGUGCGUGAGGAUGCCGAGGCCGUCCUGCCCUCACCUGUUAAUUCCAAGAGCGACCACAGGCAAGUUCUCAGCUCCCUCCUGUCUGGGGCCCUGGCUGGUGCUCUGGCCAAAACGGCGGUAGCUCCCCUGGACCGAACCAAAAUCAUCUUCCAAGUGUCUUCAAAAAGAUUUUCUGCCAAGGAGGCCUUCCGGCUCCUCUACUUCACCUACCUCAACGAGGGCUUCCUCAGCCUGUGGCGUGGGAACUCGGCCACCAUGGUGCGCGUGGUGCCCUACGCCGCCAUCCAGUUCAGCGCCCACGAGGAGUACAAGCGCAUCCUGGGCCACUACUAUGGCUUCCGCGGAGAAGCCCUGCCCCCUUGGCCCCGCCUCCUGGCAGGCGCACUAGCUGGAACAACAGCUGCUUCGCUGACCUACCCCCUGGACCUGGUCAGAGCAAGGAUGGCCGUGACCCCAAAGGAAAUGUACAGCAACAUCUUUCACGUCUUCAUCCGCAUCUCCCGAGAAGAGGGCCUGAAGACCCUCUACCACGGGUUCACGCCCACCGUGCUGGGGGUCAUUCCCUACGCCGGCCUGAGUUUCUUCACCUAUGAGACGCUCAAGAGCCUGCACAGAGAGUACAGCGGCCGCCCACAGCCCUACCCCUUUGAGCGCAUGAUAUUUGGGGCCUGCGCUGGCCUCAUCGGGCAGUCAGCCUCGUACCCCCUGGACGUGGUGCGGCGGCGCAUGCAGACAGCCGGGGUCACGGGUCACCCGCACGCAUCCAUCGCGCACACGCUGCGUGCCAUCGUGCGGGAGGAGGGCGCCGUGCGUGGCCUCUACAAGGGCCUGAGCAUGAACUGGCUCAAGGGCCCCAUCGCCGUGGGCAUCAGCUUCACCACCUUCGACCUCAUGCAGAUCCUGCUACGGCACCUGCAGAGCUAGGGAGCCCGCGGGCCGGCUGCUCUCGAGACGGGGAGCCGAGCUUCCACUUGCAGCGGACCACUGACCCCUUUCGUUUCUGAGCCCGUGGAGUGAGGGUGCGCAUGGUUCCACCCUGGGAGCCACGUCGGGAGCACCUUGUAGAGUAAGCUGGGGGACCUGGCCUCGGUCCCACCAGCCGGCAGCCCUUGAAGUGCAAUGUUGAGGCUGGUGGGCGGGGGCUACCACACUCUCCCAUCCCUCCUCCCUGGGCUGGCACUGUCUCCUGGAGGCGUCGCCCUAAAUGCCCUGAGCCGGGAGUGACCAGCACCGCCUCCUGGCACCCUGUGACCUUGGACAUGCUCCUGGUUCUAGUGACCCCAUGCCCACUGGGCUCAGAGCCAGACUCCACCUGCCCCUGCGCCCACAGAGGGGAGUCCCAGAGUGUUCGGAGAAGCCUGUCCAGGCCCUGGUGAGGUGGGGCCAGACUUCUGCUCAGCUGGGGCUACAAAUACAGCCUCUUGCCCCACCCCGCCCCACCUGUCCCACCUUUGCCAUUACUUCCCAGGUGACAUGACUCCCCUGUCACCAGAGCCUCCUGCUUCGGAACAGCCUUCUCCCAAGAGGAUUAUUUGGAUCCUGGACUCCGUGGCCAUAGUAGGGCACCAGGAGUGGGUCUUCCCCUCUGUCGCCCACCUGUCUGGUUUGUAAUGUUUCCAGGAGGGUCACGUCUCCUCCACACAGCAGGGUUUGAGGAAUUGCCACGGGUUUGGGUCUGAGUCCUAGCCGGAGGGCAUCUGCUGGACACUGGGCACCCAGGUCACCUUCUCUGGGCCUGGAAGCUCCCACCCCUAUCGCUAUCCCACAGGCCGCACCACUAGAGGCCUGGCCUUAGGCCCUAGCCCUCUGCCCCUAGGCACAGCGGCUCCUGUGGGGAUGUGUGGCAUGUCCCUGGCUCCCCACCUGAGCAGGCCAAGACACAGGGCAGUUUAAGACCCACAGGGUUGUCGGAUUUCCAUGAAGAGAGCGCAUGGAGGCAACUUGCAGCCUUGAUCUUCCCAAAAUAGGGGCCCCUGAGACCGUGUGUAGCCCAGGGGGGGAUUCUCGGAGAAAUUGGGGAACCCCAGGGCACCUCCAGGGAGCUGGUCUCGUGGAGAAGUCCCCUAGGGUCUGCUCGGUAUCACAUUUCAGAAUGACUUUGGGAGUUUCUUGAUUUCUUUUGGUUUUGUUCUUCAAUCUGGCUGACCCUGGGUCUAGUCACAGUAAACCCCGACCCGUGUGAUCUGGUUCCGGGCAGAGGUGACCAGAGGGUCGGUUUUCACAGAGAGCUCCUCAGCGACGAUGUGUGAAAGGGUCUAAGAGGGCGUGUUUGCCCCAUGCACAUUUCCAGUCGUGACCUUCAUUUCUCCCCUUUGUUCUGUCCCGUUGGUGUCCUUGCCUGGGGCCCCUGCAGGUAUGAAGACCCCUCUCUCUGUCCUUCCUUGCAUGUGUCUGCCGGCCAGCCUGACUCUCAUCCCCAGGGUCUCAAGGCUGUUUUGUUGGGUGGACUUCGCUCCUCCUGUCCUUGCCCUGCCCAGCGCCCAGGCUCGGCAGGAGAGGCAGGGACCCCUCACAGGGAGACGGGCUGGGGACCCAAGGACCACCAGGCAAGAGAAAGCAGCAGGGGCUGGGGGGGUCCACCGCAGGCAGGUGAGACCAAACGAAUGGCUCUCUGAGCCUCAGGCCGGGUGGCAGAGGGGAGGGGCCCCCAGGUCCCGCCACCCCCACCGUGCCUCCCCAAGUCGAGUGGGCCUCAGCCACACACACAGCUGGGCUGGUGCCCUCCGUGGCCACACCCCUCCCACCGGUGUCCAUCUUGAUCUGGAGUUACAUUUUGAUGCCAUGAAGACACUUUGUUUAUAUAUAAUGUUUAUAUAUUUUAAAAGAUUUGUGCCAAGAGAGUAUAUUUAAUAAAAAUUAAAAUGACUUUUU